Messenger RNA from Durusdinium trenchii, 1662 nucleotides. The record is from the annotation of a GenBank genome assembly. NCBI's taxonomy places the organism in Eukaryota, Dinophyceae, Suessiales, Symbiodiniaceae.
AUGAAUGCCUUGAGCGGGCUUUGCACUUUGACCCUUGUGUGGCUACCAGUGCACUUGUGGCAGACGCAGAAGGAUUGGGGAAAGCUGAAGCAAUGUAUGGUUUCCGUGAUGGGGCAUGUCCUCAUGGCUGCGCACAAUGAUGCCAAAGAAGCUCGAGUUGAAGAAGAGUUCUUGAAGAUUCGCAGGACCAAUUACAAGUUCUUUUGCCGUGGCCUUUGUCAUGUAGAUUUUGUCUUGAGCCUGUUUUUUGGCUACAAGGUCUUCGAAGCUCCUGGUCUUGACAGCAUGGCUCUAUUUGUCAUGUGCAUCAUCUCCUAUGUGCACUACUCCACGGUUUCCAAGGAUUCCGUGCACCUUACCGCUUGUCAGCUCAAAGUUGCAAGCUACCUACUGCACGUUUUGUGCAUGGGAGGGAUUCUAGCGGCAGCUUUCCCUGGGAAUGCCAGCAAUGUGGCAAUGAACCAAGGAUUUGCGAUCACAUUUCGUUUCUGCCUCGUUUUUGCCUUUCUGGAUCCGUGGAUGACUAUUCCUUUUCAAGUGUUGUAUACAACUUUGGAGCUGCUGAUUUAUUUCUGUGUGCUCGCUCCCGGAGUUGAAGUGAUGCAGCUGUGCUGUGCGCAACUCUUCUUGUUUCUCCUCGUGACCGUGUCUUCGGUGCUCAUGGAUGUCGCGCUUCGAGGACAGAUCGAUGCACUCCUGGAUACAGCUGAUGCUGACUCCUUGAUCUCCAGCUUCCGGAGCAUGUUACGCGGGGUCUGCGAUGGCGAGGUGCUGCUGGACAGCGGAAUGAAUGUGGCUCGAGAGAGCGAAUGCUUGCAACAUUUGAUACUAUCUGAAGUCAGCCUUGUGGGCAGAUCCUUUGAACGCUUAAUUGUUGCUGAGGACAGAAAGCGUUUUAGCGAUUUCAUGAAGUCCUCGAUCAAUGCGGCAUCCAAAUCAGCGAAUGCUGGUACUCCUUCGUGUUUACGCAUCUUGCUGAAUGGGUCGGCAGACAUCAAAGUCGGUGCUGAUAUUUUCCAUGUGCCUGUUCCAGGGCUGUUUGGUGCCAAAGAACCCUACCACCUCCUUGCUUUCAAGGAGGAUCCUGAUUGUCGGCCACAAAUUGAGGCUGCAGAUGAGGCAAUACCUCAAGCACUUCGGCCCAAUCUAUUGCAACAGACAACACAUGAAGAUUGCACCUCGGUGGCAUCGGGAGGCACAACAAGAAGCAUCAGAACGCAUCCUCUUUGUCCUGAAAUGAAGGAGAUGACCUUGCUCGUGGACGUGGAGACAGAACUUCAAGAUGUGCAAGAAGCACACCUGAGAUUUCAGCGUGGGGAUCAGGGUGAUCUUGCUUCAGGCAUCCAAAGCCAAAUGCCCUGCUUGCGAAAGCUAGUUAAGACCUGUGACUGGGAACGGGUGCGCUGCAGCGUUUGGCGAUUUGCGCAGGCCGCGCGAGGGAAUCCCCGCAUUGCGCCCAAAGUUUUGAAACGCCUCAGUGUCCAGCUGCCUGGAUUCCCUGGUAGAAUCACUUCGGAGCAGGCAAUUCUCAAGCCAUUCCCCAAUGGUUGGAAGGUCUGGCUGCAUUGCACCGAAUGUCGCCCGGAGAAAUCGUCGGCAUGCCUGGAUAGCAUUGAGGAGCGGCAGGUCUCACCCGUCAGAGCUGCUUCGAAGCAUGAAUGA